Dentiscutata erythropus is the source of this 342-nucleotide messenger RNA. Lineage: Eukaryota; Fungi; Glomeromycota; Glomeromycetes; Diversisporales; Gigasporaceae. The record is from the annotation of a GenBank genome assembly.
AUGAGUGACUUUUCCGUGCGAGAAUCUGAAGGUCUAAGUGCAUUUAUAAAAAGAGCAAUAGCUGAUCGCGUUAACGAGAGUUUUCAAGAUGAUGAAAAAACUGAAAUAAAUGAUCCUUCUGAAUAUUCAUUGAAAGGUACAGAUAUGGAAUUAGAAAUUGGUGAAAUAUCAAUGAAUAUUAAAGAAAUCGUCAAUGGAUCAGAAAAUUCUUUUGCUUCAAAUGCUUCAGAACUCAAUAGAUUAAAUUACGAAACUCAUCCACAAGCAUUUUAUAUAAGUCGGCCAAUUGAUACGCAAGAGAUUGUAGAAGCUCUAAAUUUAAAUGGUAAGUAUUUCUUAUAG